This is a messenger RNA of Bipolaris oryzae ATCC 44560, 1206 nucleotides long. RefSeq lists its product as uncharacterized. NCBI's taxonomy places the organism in Eukaryota, Fungi, Ascomycota, Dothideomycetes, Pleosporales, Pleosporaceae. The coding region runs from base 1 to 1206 and encodes 401 amino acids. The transcript is spliced from 4 exons. The record is from RefSeq and is a predicted model, not a curated record.
AUGAAUCAAAUAAUUGCUGGCCAUUUUGUUGGGUUGCUACCAUGGUUCUUACUACUGGUGCUCGGCGUUGUUCUCUACGCCUGGAAUAGGAGACAGCCGGGCCAGAGUAUCAGAGGCAAACAAGAUGUGCAGCCAGUUGCAUAUGUGGAAAAGAAUCCUUCUGUGAAGGAGCACUCUGAAGCAGCAUACUACUCCAUCGAGCCCCUCUCAGACUUCGAUCUUGAGACGACGGAACCACUCCAGCUGCGGCCAUUCAAACCAAAGUAUCAUAUGACCAUGGCCCUUGAAAACACGACACUUUCCGACCUCGUCGCCAUGGACAACACCUACUUGGAGCGUCUCGACAUUCGUCGCCAAAUCAUCCAGGACCAGCGACCAGAGGUCAUAGCCUGCAAACCGCAAGCCAUUUCCGCAGUCAUGGAACUAUACGAAUGGGCCAUAGGAACCUACCUACCCCGUCGCUUCCCUUCCAUCUAUAGCAUCGUCCACCUUCCCCCCAGCGAAGACACAGCAUCAACAACCUACCUAAAAAACCAUGCCACAAACACCCUAAUUCCCCUCCAUGUCACCUCUCCAGACCUCGCCCUUCAAAUCCUCGGCGAAAACAUCGACACCGAAUUUCUCUUACUCCAAAAACAAGACAACCCAUCUUCCCAAGCAACAGAACCAUACCGCCUAACAGCUUUCAUAAACUGCUUCCCCGCCGGCUUCUCCACCCUCUCCAAACUUGGUCUCUCCCUCGCCGCCAUCCACGCCCCAGUCCCACACUACGCCGAGAAGCUAGAAAAGAGCAUGGACCGCUACUUCUCCGCGCUUCCCGUUGGCAAAAUCGUAAAGCGCGUGAAUUGGAGCAUUAGUACCACGGGAGACUUGUUUUGUCUCGCGGGGGCGCAUAUGAGUGAGAGUGAGCUGGAGAUGCCGCAGGAGCGCGAGAAACAGGAGGAGAAUGUGGAUUUGGGUAAGACAGUUGUGAGGUGUGAGAGACAGACGCUGCAUCGGUUGCCGAGGACGGGGGCAUUGGUGUUUGGGUUUAAGACGUAUAUCUAUCCCAUCCAACAAAUGAGAAACGAAGGAAACGGACUUGUACUCGCCGAAGCAAUCGACGGCCUAGGUCGCGGCACAGUACCCAAAAUCACAGUAUACAAGCGCCAAAUAGUCUGGGGCGAAAAGGUAAAGGCCUUCUUGAGGGGAGAAAUCAACGCUUGA